Molecule: messenger RNA, 817 nt
Organism: Clarias gariepinus (North African catfish)
Lineage: Eukaryota; Metazoa; Chordata; Actinopteri; Siluriformes; Clariidae
Product: C-X-C motif chemokine 11-6-like
Exons: 4
Coding region: 438-749 (103 amino acids)
Biological process (GO): inflammatory response; neutrophil chemotaxis; antimicrobial humoral immune response mediated by antimicrobial peptide
Cellular component (GO): extracellular region
Molecular function (GO): chemokine activity; CXCR chemokine receptor binding
Source: RefSeq, a predicted model, not a curated record
AAACAAAACAAUAGGUGCUAUUUUAGUGCUGUCUUUGAUUUUGCUUUUGCAAUUCUGGAAAAGCAGGUUUCACUGCUUACUUGUUUUUAUAAACCGAAACAUAUUGCUCAAGCUGAUAAUCUAAUAGCCGAUGGUCUAAAAUCCUGAUUACAUUAAACUACAUUCUAAAUAUGCCCUUUUGUUAAGACAAAAUAUGCCCUUUUGUAAAGAAUAAUAAUUAGAUAAAAAUUUAUCUCAGGCCCUGCUGAGUAAAGGCAUUACAUUUCCAAGAAACAAUAGUACUGCAGCUCUGAAGGAAGCGAGAUGGAAAGUGAAAAUGACGUAAUGUAAGUCAGAGCUUGGAAUUCACCGAGCUGAGCAUAUAAAAAUGGCACUAAGAAUGCUCAUUCAUUCAGUUGUCCUGUCAGCUUCUCACUAAGAUUGUGUUCAAGAGCAAGAUGAUAAUGAAUUCUGCUGCAGUUUUCCUUGUGUUUGCCUGCCUACUUACUGUUCAUGUAGAAGGACAGGCCAAGCCCAGUGUAAGGAGGUGUUUGUGUCAGGUUCAUAUGAUGGAAAAGGUCCGUCUGCAACGUAUUGACAAGAUUGAAGUUUACCCUCCUAGUGCAUCUUGUGAAAAAUCUGAAAUCUUAGUUGUUCUGAAGAAUCGUGCUGAUAAAAUAUGUCUGAAUCCGGAAUCUAAUUUUGUCAAGAAAAACAUCAUGAAGGUCAUUGAAAAAAGGAACAAAAUCCAGAAAAACAGCUCUCAUUAGCCAACAAAGGCAAUGUUAUAUGAAAAAAAUUACACAUUUUCCGUUCAGCACAUACUGUAUGUGUGUGU